This is a messenger RNA of Salarias fasciatus (jewelled blenny), 756 nucleotides long. It is a transcript of the gene tmem17, whose product is annotated as transmembrane protein 17. The record is from RefSeq and is a predicted model, not a curated record. The transcript is spliced from 5 exons. Gene Ontology annotation, biological process: non-motile cilium assembly. Lineage: Eukaryota; Metazoa; Chordata; Actinopteri; Blenniiformes; Blenniidae. Gene Ontology annotation, cellular component: ciliary transition zone. The coding region runs from base 70 to 621 and encodes 183 amino acids.
CACUCUCCUCCCACUGUGUUUCUGUCAUUUUCUGCUCGUUUCCUUUCGUUUUGGGAUCGUUUUGCCGACAUGGACCUACCGCUGACAAUCACACGACGGUCAGAAGAGUUUUUACGGAAUGUUUUGUUCGCUCGGACUCAGGCAGGAGCUUCCUCAAACGACCAGGACCCCGUUUUCUCACGCGACAAACGGGUUCUGUCCAACCUGCAGCUCCAGAUGUCGCUGUACUUUAACAUGUGGUUCUUCCCCUUGUGGUGGAUCAGUGAAACUGUAAUGCUGCACCUCAAGUAUCAUGCCAUAGGAGACCACUACAAGUUUGUCCUUGUGACCAUCCUUUGUCUGAUGACUUUGAUUGAGGCCAUUAGACUCUAUCUUGGUUACACUGGGAAUCUACAAGAAAAGCUCCCAGAGUUGGCAGGAUUUUGGUUGCUGACCAUCCUCCUGCAGUUUCCACUCAUCCUCUUUCAGCUCCUUAAUGAAGCCAUCCUCAUCCUGCCAUUGGAGAGAAGCGUUCACAUAAUCUUCACUACAUUCAUACUCACACAGGUCUUCUUUGGUUUUGCUGCACUCCGGGACAUCGUCAGGCAAAGAGAGCAAUUUGUUCUCCAAAAGUUUGACUGAACUUCGAUUUGCCUGCAGUCACACUAAGACUUUUCCUUCACCGUCACAUCAUGUAUUACAUGUUAAAACAUGGGUUGCUGCCCGUCACUGUUAACUAAAAGAAGUAUUUUUAAUAUAUGUAUUUUUGUACUUGAA